UCAAGACGCACGCCACCCUGCCUCUAUGUGGGCUCUUUGACAAUCCUUACGGUGUUUUGCCAGUAAGGAGGUUUUGGAGGGAGGACUUUUUUUUUUAAUUCCACUGUUUGAUGUGACUGUUUGCAUCGCCGAUUAUUGAGUCGAUUGUUUUGGCUGUUGUUACCCACCGCCCUGCGCGCAUUUCCCCCCUUCCCUUGUGCGCAUUUCCCCCUCCUUCCUUGCUUGGAUCGGCGAUCUACCACCGCUCGCCCCCAUGUCCUAUCCUCAGGGUUAUCUCUAUCAGCCGCCGGGCUCGCUGGCUCUUUAUUCGUGUCCGGCUUAUGGGGCCUCUGCUCUAGCCGCCCCUCGGAAUGAAGAUUUGGCGAGGUCGUCCUCCGGCUCCGCCUUCAGCCCGUAUCCUGGAUCGGCUGCUUUCUCCGCCUCGGCCGGUGCAAGCUUCUCCAGCCCGCUGUCAUACUCCACGGACCCCGCCACGGGAUUCCCAUCAUACAUGAGCUCUCCAUAUGACGCUCACACGGCGGGCAUGGCCGGGGCCUUGAGUUAUCAUCCAUACGGGAGCCCAGGGUAUCCGUACCAGCUCAACGACCCUGCUUACCGCAAGAACGCCACUAGGGACGCCACGGCCACCCUGAAGGCCUGGCUGCAGGAGCACAGGAAGAAUCCUUACCCGACGAAAGGGGAGAAGAUCAUGCUGGCCAUCAUCACCAAAAUGACCCUAACUCAGGUCUCCACCUGGUUUGCCAACGCCAGGAGGAGGCUGAAGAAGGAGAACAAGAUGACAUGGGCUCCCAGGAAUAAGAGUGAGGACGAAGAUGAGGAGGAUGGGGAUGCAGACAGGAAGGAUGUGGAGCGAUCAGAGAAGAACCUGGACAACAGCGAGGCUUCGGCGGAGGAUGAAGGUAUCAGUUUGCACGUCGACAGUCUAACGGACCACUCAUGUUCUGCAGAGUCAGACGUGGAGAAGGUGCUUUGUCGGGGGGGAGAUUUGGGUUCAGAUCACGCCGGGGACAAGUGUGACGAGGACGUGGAGGAGCAGAACCACGCCCCCCGCUUCCAGCUCUCUCCUAAACCCAUAACGUCGUCACCUCUGAUGGGGGUUGAAGCGCCAGUUUUCGCCCACCAGCACCAUCACCUUCAUCAUCUCCAACAGCUUCAACGCGAGGAUUUAGCUCGGAGCCUCGGCAUUAGCAGCAGCAUUAAUACCAACAAGUCUUGCCUUGAUAGUAGGCCGUCUACUGGGGUGUCUCAGAACCCGAAACCCAAACUGUGGUCACUGGCGGAGAUUGCUACCUCAGACCCAAAGCAGCAACUGGGCCAACCCAACUGCCCCUCCUCUUCUUCCUCCAGCGGGGGCCUCCUAACCCCCCCGACGUCCUCUGCAGCCUCUCCGUCUGCCACCUCGCCCUCCCUCUACCCGACCCCCUCCCUCAUCGGAAGGCCUAUUUAUUACACGUCCCCUUUUUAUAGCAAUUACACAAACUAUGGCAACUUCAGCCCCCUGCAGGGCCAAAGCAUAUUGCGCUACUCCAACUCCUCCGGGGUGAGCCUGGCUGCAGCAGCAGCCGCCGCCGCCGCCGCUGCUGCCGCGGCAGCCAACGAGGGUCUCGUCCCUCAUCAUGCUCCGGAGGUCGGCACGCAGCCCAAACAACAACACAGGGCCGACUCCCCUCUGAUGAAAAUGAACGCAAACCAGACUGGUGCUGGGGAGCAGCAGCAUUUCAGACCAGUACAUUUAGAAGCAAAGAAGGGCACGUAGAUCAGAGGGUGCUGUGUCACUUUUUGGGCUGAUCAUGGGUUCUAAUUGCCGCGUACAAUGUGCAAGUGCUGUUGUGCACACACUUGCGGUAGUUGAGAAACUUGGAAAUUUUGCAUCUCUCACUUUAGGUUCAUUGUAAUUAUCCAGGGUAAGCCAACAAUGCAUACAUGCACAUGCAUACACCUACUGUAUCAGUGAGGAUGUACUCGUGGAUUGACUUUGUAUGCUUUGGGGAUUUUAAUAUGCACUCAGUGUUUUGUCAUUUCUGGUAGUUGAUUGGUUCGAGUGGAUUUUUAUUUCCCUCAUCUGCAGGUAGGUGUCACACUUGCUUUGAGUAUAAAAGCAACGAGUGGACACCACCUUAAGUGUUUUAACCCCAUCACCUUUCCAUUCGAAGGGAUCCAGUGCCACCAUACAGCUGGGAUGAAACUGAUUCCCUUGCCCCACUCAGCUGCACACACGUUUGAACGAUUAUUCUAACUUUGUGACACUUUAAAAAAAAUGUAUGCAAAAUAUAAUGGUUUGUUCUCCCGACAUAUGUGAUUUACACAUUAUUUACACAUUAUUUCUCAGGUUCCUAUAGGUUUGCUUAUUUGUCACAGUAUGUCAUUUCAGUAUACAUUUAUGUGUGAAAACAAAAUGUGGCUGUCUUCUUUUAUUUUUUCUUAUUAGUUUUGUUUUGUUUUGUUUUGUGUUUUUAGAACGGGACAUUAAUGCAGUGAAUGAGCCUGAAGAGAACCUGCGAGGACUUCAAAGUUGAAUAGCCUACAUUUUGAUAUUUAUUUUUUUAAAUGACGGCGGAAUUAUGCCUAUAAUUUAUGCAAGUUGUAUUGCAAAAACAGAAAAAAGAAAAAAUGGCAUCUGAUGUCUGUUUUUGUAAAUAUAUAAAUAUAUAUAUUAAUGGUUUUUAUUUGAAUUUGGGAAAAGCGACACAAUCUUGCUAUUACUCCUGCUAAUUUAUAUCUUUGAAUGUAAAUAGAAAUGAAAACAAGCGCUGGUAUGGGUAUACUGUAUAGGCUUGAUAUGAUAUCAGCUAUUCAAAGGAGAAAAUAUUAAACUGUUUUCCCAGCUGUUACAU
This is a messenger RNA of Dunckerocampus dactyliophorus (ringed pipefish), 2834 nucleotides long. RefSeq names its product iroquois homeobox 2a (gene irx2a). The transcript is spliced from 3 exons. Gene Ontology annotation, molecular function: RNA polymerase II cis-regulatory region sequence-specific DNA binding; DNA-binding transcription factor activity, RNA polymerase II-specific. The record is from RefSeq and is a predicted model, not a curated record. Bases 254 to 1756 code for a protein of 500 amino acids. Lineage: Eukaryota; Metazoa; Chordata; Actinopteri; Syngnathiformes; Syngnathidae. Gene Ontology annotation, biological process: neuron differentiation; regulation of transcription by RNA polymerase II; cell development. Gene Ontology annotation, cellular component: nucleus.